UUUCAACACCCGCUUUUGCCUCGGAGCGAGCCCUAGGGGUUUCAGACAGGUGUGAUGGACGUUAUAACGUUGGUACUGUUUCUGGUUGUCUUGGCUAUUUCUGCGCAUCUUUUAUUUGCGGGAAAUGAUCCAAAUGCUCCACCAUGCAUAAAAGGAUGGAUCCCCUGGUUUGGUGUGGCAUUCGAGUUUGGGAAAUCUCCGCUGACUUUCAUAGCUCAAGCCAGAGAUAAGUAUGGACCUGUCUUCACUGUUGUUGCGGCUGGCAAGCGAUUGACCUUUGUGACCCUUCAUGAAGACUUUCGCACAUUUUUCAUGUCCAAAGAUGUGGAUUUUGAGCAGGCAGUCCAAGAGCCUGUCCAUAACACAGCUUCCAUCAGCAAGGAGAGUUUCUAUAAGUUCCACCCAGCAUGCAACACUCUCAUCAAGAGCCGUCUGACCCCAGGCAAUGUGGCUCAUCUGACUGACCACUUGUGUGAAGAGUUCAACGACCACCUGGAGACGCUGGGGGACCAGGGCUCUGGAGGACUCAAUGAGUUGGUCAGGGCCGUAAUGUACCCUGCUGUGAUGAGUAACCUACUGGGGAAGUAUAACUCUCCAGGAAGUCCCUUUACCAUGGAGCAGUUCAAGGAGAAGUUUGCCAUCUACGACGAGGGCUUUGAGUAUGGCUCCCAGCUACCAGACAUGUUCCUCAGGGAAUGGGCCAGUUCCAAAUGCUGGCUUCUGUCUCUAUUGGGGAACAUGGUGGUCAAAGCAGAGGAUGAUGAGACAUCCAGUGAAUCAGGCAACAGGACGUUACUGCAACACCUUGUCACCUUAAUCACAGAUAAAUUCCUGCCCAACUAUGGAUUACUGAUGUUAUGGGCAUCGCUUGCCAAUGCAAUUCCAAUUACCUUCUGGGCUGUAGCCUUCAUCUUGUCCAAUCCCACAGUUUACCAGACAGCCAUGGAGCAGAUCAAUGCAGCACUCAAAGACCAAGACACCAGGAAGACCAAGGUGACCGCUGAAGAGCUGCAACAGAUGCCCUAUGUGAAGUGGUGCAUCCUGGAAGCCAUUCGGCUUCGGGCCCCUGGAGCCAUCACACGCAGGGUGGUCCGACCCCUCAUGAUACAGAACUACAUCAUUCCACCAGGGGACUUGUUAAUGGUGUCUCCUUACUGGGCCCAUCGGAACCCACAUUACUUCCCUGAACCAGAAGAGUUCAAACCGGAACGAUGGGAUAAGGCAGAUUUAGUAAAGAAUGUCUUCUUGGAAGGGUUUGUGGCAUUUGGAGGAGGCCGAAACCAGUGCCCAGGAAGGUGGUAUGCCCUAAUGGAACUCCACAUGUUUGCUGCCUUGAUUCUCUUCAAGUAUGAUGUCACUCUCAUGGACCCGUUGCCUAAACCUAGCAAUCUCCAUCUGGUAGGGACCCAGCAGCCUGAGACUCCCUGCGCAGUGCAGUACAGACACCGAUAGAGUUGACCUGCCCUGCCCAGCAAUGCCACACAAGGGCACUGUGCUCUACAAUCCUGCCCAAACACCUGCCAAAUAGUUUUCUUUAUCAAUGGAGCUAACUUAAAAGUUAUAUUUUAAAGAACUUAUCUAGAACGUAUAUAAUGAUACUACAUCUGAAAAUGCAGGAGAUGGUGGAACCGUCUUCAAAUGAUUUGGUCUUUCCCUUUUCUUAUUUUCACCCCACCAAGAGUGUUUCUAACCGUACGUUCCCUUCCUGCCCAGUCCAACACCUGAUUAUGAAUUUGUACAGACAUUGAUCAGUAUUUUGUGAUGUAAUAGAAUAUAAUCCGAUAGAUUCUGACCCAUACAGAAAAUAUUCACUGCACGUGGCAUCAGUAUGAGACCUGAAUUGUAUUUAUGAUCUGUAUUGUAUUUAUGCACUGUUAUUACCAUGUACUUAUAUACGGCAUCAUACCUCACUUCAUGAAUACAGUCUGAGGUUCCUUUGCUUCAAUAUAGGCCUACUAGAUCUGAGUUGUCUUAAUAAAGGGUUAAAUAAAAAUAAAGGCAGUGAUAUUUUUACACCAUA
Messenger RNA from Oncorhynchus gorbuscha (pink salmon), 2020 nucleotides. RefSeq names its product 24-hydroxycholesterol 7-alpha-hydroxylase (gene cyp39a1). The coding region runs from base 55 to 1452 and encodes 465 amino acids. NCBI's taxonomy places the organism in Eukaryota, Metazoa, Chordata, Actinopteri, Salmoniformes, Salmonidae. The record is from RefSeq and is a predicted model, not a curated record. Gene Ontology annotation, biological process: bile acid biosynthetic process; cholesterol homeostasis. The transcript has 12 exons. Gene Ontology annotation, molecular function: heme binding; oxidoreductase activity, acting on paired donors, with incorporation or reduction of molecular oxygen; steroid hydroxylase activity.